CUUAUUCUUUUAAAAUAGUAUUGAAUUUAUAUUAAUAUCAUUUGAAAAAUAUGCGCAUAGUCAAAAGAGUUUGCUGAAUGUGUUUGGAAAUGUUAAAAUGUUUAAGAAUAUUCAUUAUUUACUCAUUAAAAGAAUGCUCUUAAUAUUAUUUUGAAAAAUUAAAAUGAUCAUUUAUAUUUAUUGUGCAAAUGCAAUUAUUUAUUAGCUUAUAUAUAAUAUAUGUAUAAUAUAUAUGUGUGUAUGUAUAAUUUUAGCAAACUUCUAAUCUCAACGUGUUUAUACAAGAUCAGAGAAACUGGUACAUUUGAUAUAGUAACAUAGUAUAACAACAGGAAACAUUCAUAACACUAAUGAUGUAAAAAAAAAUAAAAAACACCCACAGUGAUUAGGGAUCUAGGGAAUCAACGCAUUCGUGUGUGAAUGAGUAGUAGAUAUGGUGGAUUUUGCAUUAACUAAAAAUGUUUAAUUAUGAGGUCAGUGAUGAAGUGCUGUGGCUUUAAAUGAGAACGUUGAGCCAAGAGAAUGGGCAGAAAAGUCGACAGGUGCAGUUCCUGGUUCAGGGAGCUACAGUCAUCACACCCAGUUUCCAUUCAGUUGCAGUUCGUGUUUUGGCAGCUCUUUGUGCACUUGGACUACUUGGAGGUGUUAUUGUAAGUGUGUGGUUCAUAGUCAAACUGCUCUUAAAGCCUACCUCAAAUACCUCUACAGAGUUAGAGGACACCAAGGAGACAUCAUUCUGUAAUAUAUCAGAUGACAGCAGUGUAAAUGACUCUAGGAAAGAGGUUUUGACUGAAAAGGGCUCAGUGUUUUACAGAAUCAGUGCUGAGAACUCUCUGCUAGAGAUCCAGCUGGAGAAGUUGCAGCCGUGGCUGCCUGUGUGCUACGAUCACUGGAACUCUUUAUUAGGCACCCUUGUGUGUCGACAGCUGGGUUAUCUGAGAUUAACCAAACACAAAGGUGUGAAUUUGACGGAUAUUGGCCAAAGCUACACUGAUGGAUUUGUCCAAAUUACCUCAGAUCAUCAAAGCAAACUGGAACAUUUAUGGCAAUUCAGGGGAAGCUGCAGCACAGGGAAAAUUAUAGCUCUGAAAUGUUUUGAUUGUGGCACCAGGGCAAAAGUACCCAGGAUUAUUGGUGGUGUAGAUGCUACACUAGGCAGAUGGCCAUGGCAAGUGAGUCUCUAUUACCACAAUCGUCCCACAUGUGGAGGAUCCAUUAUAACAAGAGAGUGGAUUAUUACAGCUGCUCACUGUGUAUCUACGCUGCAUCAGGAUUCCAGUUGGGUGGUCUAUGCUGGAAUUGUUUCUCGUAAUGCAGCUAAACUGGCUCAGUAUAUGGGUCACACUGUGGAAAAAAUUAUCUACAAUAAAAAUUACAAUCACAGGAGUCAUGACAGUGAUAUUGCACUGAUAAAGUUGAGGAAACCAUUGAAUUUUUCAGACACCAUCAGGCCAAUAUGCCUACCACAGUAUAGCCAUGAACUUCCAGGAGGGACUCUGUGUUGGAUUUCUGGUUGGGGAUACACACAACCUGACAAUGUAUAUUAUGCUUUGCACAGUUCAUAUUCUGACACACUGAAAGAAGCUCAGGUGCCCCUGAUAAGCACAAAAAAAUGCAAUAGCUCUUGUAUGUAUAAUGGAGAGAUCACACCACAGAUGCUCUGUGCCGGCCACACAGAGGGUAAUCUUGAUGCUUGUCAGGGAGACAGUGGAGGCCCACUGGCUUGCCAGGAUGAUAAUGUUUGGAGGUUGAUUGGAGUUGUUAGCUGGGGGACAGGCUGUGCAGAGCCUAAUCACCCUGGUGUAUACACAAAAGUGGCUGAGUUUUUAGGCUGGAUUUAUGACAUAAUAGAGACUUACUAAGAAACCGAGUGAAAUUUUAUUGUAAAAGAGCAUAAUCCCCCGACUUGCAUAUUCAAGAUAUUAUGGAAGGCUUUAAUCUUUGUAGUACAAUUACCAGUACAAUCUAAUAUCUAUUAAGAACAAGUAACAACGAAGCCGUCAGAGGUCCCCCUCCUCCAAAUUCGAAGCCACUUCUUUUGUCGUUUUUAUACAGUUGAUUUUUCUACAAAAAAUUUUGGACAAUUCUUUCGAUUUUCUCUGCUGGUUUUGACCUUGUUCUGUUAACCAUUUGAUUGUUAAGUGUGACUUGGUAGACUAUUUAUAUUGUAUAUUAAACACUAUUGUGUAUGCAAAACUUAAUCGUGCUAAAUUGUUUAAUUUUUUUAUUGUUUCAUUGUUUCAUUUACUUGUUUAUUUUAGCGGACCCCAUUGUACGCAUACCAACCACUUUGUUAGGAUAUUCUGCAUACAUUUACAUUCAUGUAGUUAAUUAAUUAGUCAAUUAUGUACCAAAACUUAAUAGUUUUAAAAAAGUGUUAAAAAAAUUAAACAUUUAGUAAGUGACUUAAGCGAUUAAGAUCUGUGUAUCAAAAUGCUUUGUUGGUAAAAUAGCCUUUUUAUAACUUUUUACAAUCUUUAAUUCUCCACAUUGGGUGAGUCUUAUUAUUUAUUAGAUAACUUUAUUCAGAUAACUUUUCACAAAGCUGGGGUCAGAGUGCAGGGUCAGUAAGUUAUGGCACCCCUGGAGCAGAUAGGUUUAAGCGCAUUGCUCAAGGGACCAACAAUGGCAGCUUGGACCCCUGACCUUAUAAUCAGUAGAUUAUUCCUAGAGUCAUAACUACUAAACAACCACUGCCCUGUGGUGCCCUAAGUCUAUGCCUAUGAUAGCCUCAGCUUCUUGUUCAGGUUUUAAACCUGAUGUGACCUUCUGCUGCUGUAUCUCAUCCACCUUAUAAUUUAAUGUGGGAUGAUCUUCUCUUCACCAUGGCUACCAGUCAGCACAAACCAGGUUAAUUCUCCUUUGAACUGAGUGUGUGCACAAUCAAUAUGGGGAAGCAAGGAGGCAGAUACUCUGUCUGACUGCCUAUAUUUACUGCAAUUCUUGGCUCUAACCAUCUCUAUUGCACAGACGCCAGCUAUAAUUCCAUCUGCUGCACAAAAUCAAUCAAGAUAAAAUUCAAUGCAAACAAAUUCAACCCCACAAUCAGACAUAUAACAGCUGACAUCUAAUAUUUAAAUAUAUUACUCAUUGAUAAUGAUUGUUUAGUCAUCAUAACCUGUAUGAUUGUCCAGUUCAUAUAUUUGUCUAGCCUUGAUAUUUCUUUAUCUUGCCUCCUAGUUGUUGUAGUUCAUGUUGUUUCACUGUAAACAAAUACUUGCAUACCUGCAUUUGCACAUGCCUCUCUCAUACCGGACAGAUAUAUUAAGGGAAACAAAUUAAAAAUUUAUAGAAAUACUAAUCCCAGAGUUAUUUUAUAACAUACAACAUUUUACAGUUGAUAACACAUAUCUCUUCAACAAUAUGGUGGGGGGAAAGUGGUAGCUCAGAGUUUAAGAUAUCAGACUAAUAAGAAGGUCUAAAAUUCAUAUCCCAACUCCACCAAGCUGCCACUGUACGGAUCUUGAGCAAGGACUUUAACCCUCAACUGCUUAGUUGUAUAAUUGAGAUAAAUAAGUCAAACUGGAUAAUGAUAUCUGCCAAAUCUUAUAAAUGUAAAUAUGCUACUUGGCAUAACAAUUUCCCACACAUCCAAAAGUCUUCAGAAGUUAACAAGGCAUUUAAUAUACACCCCUUCAAACAAAACUAGAUGCUGUCAUAGCGUAGGGACCCGGAAAAAAAAAAACACAGUGAUAAUUAAUACUUUUUUUAUUAUUAUUGUAAAGCACUUUGUAAACGGCUUGUUUUGAAAGGUCUUAUAUAAAUGAACCUUUUGAUUUGAUUAAUUGAUUGAUCCAUUUGUUUGUUUAUUCAAUUUGUACUGUCAAUAUCUGCCAUACGCAUCCAUCCCUGUCUAGAUUCAUGUAUAUACAUAUAUUUUCUAUAGUUUAUA
Molecule: messenger RNA, 3892 nt
Organism: Silurus meridionalis
Lineage: Eukaryota; Metazoa; Chordata; Actinopteri; Siluriformes; Siluridae
Gene: tmprss5
Product: transmembrane serine protease 5
Exons: 12
Coding region: 501-1862 (453 amino acids)
Biological process (GO): proteolysis
Cellular component (GO): membrane
Molecular function (GO): serine-type endopeptidase activity
Source: RefSeq, a predicted model, not a curated record